AAGAGCUGCGCACGCCGCUGCAGGCACGGAAGGCAGGAAGGAAGACGAAGGAGGCAGCAGCAGAGGUAGUGGAGGAGGGCGGGGCGGAGGGUCCGGCGUUUCCCCUUUGACCAGCUCCGGAGGCCGGACGCGCUGCUGAGCUGACCAGCGGUGGUGAGCAUUUCAGAAAUAAUCAGUGAACCUGUUGCAACACCAUGCUGGCAGCAAGGUUUGUGUGUCUCCGGACCCUGACCCUACCUUCCAGAGCUCUCCACCCAACAGUCACCCAGACCUCUCCUGUUCUGAGGAAUUCCAUUCUGAAGACAAAUCAAUGGCUCUUCCGAUCCAGCAGGGACUAUGCCACCAAAUCAAGAAUUGGGAUCCGACGGGGGAAAACUGGCCAAGAAAUUAAGGAAGCAGCAUUUGAACCAUCAGCAGAAAGAGUGUUUAAAAUUGAUCAGAUGGGAAGAUGGUUUGUUGCUGGAGGAGCUGCUGUUGGUCUUGGAGCACUUUGCUUCUAUGGCUUGGGAAUGUCAAAUGAGAUUGGGGCUAUUGAAAAAGCAGUAAUUUGGCCACAGUAUGUGAAGGAUAGAAUUCAUGCCACCUAUAUGUAUUUCGCAGGGAGUGUUGGUUUAACAGCAUUGUCUGCCUUAGCAGUUAGCCGAUCACCUGCUUUAAUGACCUUUAUGAUGAAAGGCUCUUGGUUGACUAUUGGAGCAACUUUUGUAGCCAUGAUUGGAGCUGGGAUGCUGGUUCGGUCAAUAUCAUAUGAACGGAGCCCAGGUCUAAAACAUCUUGCUUGGACGUUGCAUUCUGGUGUCAUGGGUACAGUGGUGGCCCCUCUGACUUUGUUGGGUGGCCCUCUGAUCCUCAAAGCUCUUUGGUAUACAGCAGGCAUUGUGGGUGGCCUCUCUACUGUAGCCAUGUGUGCUCCAAGUGAAAAAUUUCUAAAUAUGGGAGCACCACUGGGCGUGGGCCUGGGCCUUGUUUUUGUUUCUUCUCUGGGAUCUAUGUUUCUACCACCUACCACUGCACUAGGUGCUGGUCUUUAUUCUGUGGCAAUGUAUGGUGGAUUAGUUCUUUUCAGCAUGUUCCUUCUAUAUGAUACCCAAAAAGUCAUCAAACGUGCAGAAAUAACACCAAUGUAUGGCACAGAGAGAUAUGACCCCAUUAACUCGAUGAUGGGCAUCUACAUGGAUACACUAAAUAUCUUUAUGCGAGUAGCCACCAUGCUAGCAACUGGGAGCAAUAGGAAGAAAUGAACUGAUUGCAUUUUGAAUCAUCCAAACCUCAUCAGAUACUCUUGCUUGUGUUCUUGAUGUGUAUACUUAUUAAAUCAUUUCUUGUACAAGCAACUUUGGUUGAAGUCAGAAGUUCAGAGCCAUUUCAGCAUGGUUAAGAUAUUCCAGUACAAUGUGAUGCUUCAAGUUCCACCUUUCUCGAGAAUAAAUUCAGCACUUCUCUCGCAAAUAAGCACAUAAACUUUCCAGUUUUCAUCUUUGAGUAAUAGCUAAUGUAAAAGGAUCAAGCAUUUUUCAGUAUUGCCACUUUAUUUCAACAUUGUUUGUCCAUAUUUUCACUUAUUUCAUAAUAUUAUUUUAACAGAGACUCUUACUGUCAUCCAAAAAGAAGUCAAAUAUUUACAAGAGAAAGCUGCAGGAGUGACAUAGUGGACCUGUCUCUAGUUUUAGAUUCAGCUGUAAGAGUGUUAAGCCAUUGCCACUUGCUAACUGGUAAUAACAGGGUUUAUCAGGUCUAGUUAUUGGUGUACAGCUGACUAACAUAAUUAGCAUGCACCCGACAUCUUCAGGUGAAACAUCUAUUCUUAAAAGACUGAACAAUACCUUUGGAAUGUCAAUAUUACACUCGAAUUUUAAGUAUAGGGAAGGUACUUUGACAAUCCAUCCAGUCUCAAAAUCUUAACCUUCCCUGAACUAUUUAUUUUGAGACAUUUCUGCUUUGAAUGUAAUGCUUCAAAAGUAUCAAAUAGGCUGCCUAUUCCAACCUUGCUACAGUAAGUGUAUUGAUCUACAGUAAGUGUAUUGAUAAACAUAGAUGUGGCUUUUUCAAUAUAAGUCAAAAAUUUUGACUUAUCUUUGUCUUUUAUUUUUUAAAAGAUUCUGUUUGUCAUUUAGGAUGUGGAAUUAUUUUCCUUUCCAGUACUAUCAAAGAAUGUUAAAAUUAGAGGCCAAUUUAGUUCUGUCUUCAUAAAAUAUUGUUCUUAUUAAUGUUGAUUUUUCCAUAGCUUUCCCCCCUCAGUCUAUUAAUUUAGAAACAACUUCCUUGUAAGUAAAACUUGUAAAUUUAUGACACAGAAUAAGUUAUUUUUGGAAGCUUUUUAAUGAAUGAAAUUGAAUCUGUAAAAUCAUUGCAAUGAUUAGUAUUUCUGGCAAGAUAUGUUUAUCACCAGCUAUCCAGAAAUAGCUAAUCUAUCCAUUGGAGAGAGAUGGUGUGCUUAUUUCUGAAAUAAUAAAGAUCUGGCUUGAUAGUUGA
This is a messenger RNA of Dromiciops gliroides (monito del monte), 2472 nucleotides long. RefSeq names its product growth hormone inducible transmembrane protein (gene GHITM). NCBI's taxonomy places the organism in Eukaryota, Metazoa, Chordata, Mammalia, Microbiotheria, Microbiotheriidae. The record is from RefSeq and is a predicted model, not a curated record. The transcript is spliced from 9 exons. Bases 195 to 1241 code for a protein of 348 amino acids. Gene Ontology annotation, cellular component: mitochondrial inner membrane.